Hevea brasiliensis (rubber tree) is the source of this 1236-nucleotide messenger RNA. RefSeq names its product protein YIP4b. The coding region runs from base 267 to 1094 and encodes 275 amino acids. NCBI's taxonomy places the organism in Eukaryota, Viridiplantae, Streptophyta, Magnoliopsida, Malpighiales, Euphorbiaceae. Gene Ontology annotation, biological process: endoplasmic reticulum to Golgi vesicle-mediated transport. The transcript has 3 exons. The record is from RefSeq and is a predicted model, not a curated record. Gene Ontology annotation, cellular component: membrane; trans-Golgi network.
CGGUUUAAAGAAUAAUAAUCUAACACAGCCCAUGGCUACCGCGUACUUUGUUUUUUCCCGUUAAUUACUUCAACGGCUACGUUUUAACCGCUGACAAACAGAAACCUCCGCGACCGUAACAGUGAAGAAAAUCAACUCAACCCAACCAUCGAUUCUCAGUGAUUUCGCUCUUCUUUCUGCGGAUAUUCUUUUCCACUCCUCAGAUCUAUUAGUUUUCCAUCAUUUCCGAGAAAAAGGAAAAACGAACUUUUACCUAAGAACAAAAAAUGUCGCACAGCGACACAAUCCCUCUUCACGCAUCCUCCCAAUCUGACAUCGACGAGAUCGAGAACCUAAUCAACGCCAGCGUUCAAUCCGGUCCGGCAACUGUCCUACCGGCCCGCCCGCCCAGUCCGCCGCGAAUCCCUGUCUCUUCCUCUCCAUUCAUUCCGUCGAAUCUCCCUCCACUGCCAUCGACACACCAGAAACCGUCGUUUGUCCCAUCUGUUCCCUCGGCUCCGCCCCCACCUCCUGUCAACUCUCAUUCGAGUAUUGGUGCGUCCGGAUUUGGGUCACCUCCGAAUACGUUGACGGAGCCUGUUUGGGAUACGGUGAAGAGAGAUCUGUCGAGGAUCGUGAGUAAUUUGAAGCUGGUAGUAUUUCCUAAUCCGUAUAGAGAAGAUCCAGGCAAGGCUUUGAGGGAUUGGGAUCUGUGGGGCCCAUUUUUCUUCAUAGUUUUUCUGGGGCUUACUCUCUCAUGGUCUGCUUCGGUGAAGAAGUCUGAGGUUUUUGCUGUGGCAUUUGCACUACUUGCAGCGGGUGCUGUAAUCUUGACAUUGAAUGUUUUGCUACUGGGUGGACACAUAAUUUUCUUCCAAAGUCUGAGCCUUCUGGGUUAUUGUCUUUUCCCUCUGGACAUUGGAGCCGUAAUCUGUAUGUUGAAGGACAAUGUGAUAAUAAAAGUGGCUGUAGUGUGUGUGACAUUGGCUUGGAGCUCAUGGGCUGCCUAUCCAUUCAUGAGCUCUGCCGUCAACCCAAGAAGAAAGGCUCUUGCUCUUUACCCUGUUUUUCUUAUGUACGUAUCUGUUGGUUUCCUCAUCAUUGCCAUUGAUUAAUACAACUAACCCUAUUGUGAAGAUUUUCAUAAAGAAUAGAAACUCAUACAGUACAUAGGAAUUUUAUGCGGUGACUAUUUUCUUCUUGUGUAACUGUAUAUUUUCUUAAUUUUUAUUUUUAUUUUUAUUUUUUUAUAACGAA